UUGUCAUGUGUAUUGGUGAACUGUCAAACAUUUGAAAUAACAAAUUUGCGCCUUGCAACAAAACAUCACAUCAUCCAGUUUAGCGGAGUGCAACAACAAAAUUCGCAACAAUUGCGAUUGAAUUGUAAGCAUGGUGUGCAUGAACGAGCUCUUGGUGCAACUAAAGAUUUCGAAUAAUAUGGAUUUCUGCAGCGAUUUGGCGAACAUUCAGUCGAUUUUCAACUACGCAAAUGAGUACAUCAAACCAUUGACAAAGAUUCGAUUCCGAGGAGGCAAUGAACCGUACAUAGCGGAUAUCGUCGCAAAGGUGUUGGCACUUUUCAAUCGAAAAGGCUAUUUUGAUGCGGCCACCUCCCGACCGUUGCCUGAAUACGAUGAACAAUUGCGGAAAAUUGUAUUCUACCUUAUGUUGAACACCGAAGCCACUUUCAAGUACGAUCUGAUUACGGAUCACAGUGUGUGCCACUUGCUGAAUACACUGCCUGCACUGCCGAAGGCACUUUUACAUGCGUGCAUUUGGGGUCUACAUCUUGAGUGACACUUUUGCGACAUUAUUGCAUACACACCGAUCUGGUUUGCGUAUCAGUUCAUCGACAAUGUGGUGGAAAGUCUGAAAUAUGCCGAUCCCUACGAGACGUUAGAGCGUGUGGAUCAAUUGGUACAUGCUGUGUACACAAAUAUCGCACGCUCGGAUUUCCGUCAAAUGGAGGCAGUGGACAAAAAAAUCAUUCUCAACAAAUACUUCGAUGUGACAAUGGAUUUGAUGCGCCACUUCUAUUCGCCGGAUGCGGAAAAGUUUGAGAAAUGGUCGAAGAACAAAUAUCGCAACCUGAAGCGUAUCUGAGCCAUUUAAUUGGGCAUGAGGGAAAAGGCAGCAUUUUGUCGGAAUUAAAAAGCCGCGGUUGGUCCAACAGCUUGUUAGCUGGCCAUAAUACGCUGGCGCGUGGCUUUGGAUUCUUCGAUAUCAUGGUGGAUUUGACACAAGAAGGAUUUGAGAACAUUGACGAAAUUAUCAAAAUCAUUUUUCAAUAUAUCAACAUGUUGCGAAUGUUGGUCCGAAGAAAUGGAUUUUCGAGGAGUAUUUGAAUUUGAGCGAAAUGCAAUUUCGGUUCAAAGACAAAGAGACCGCUUUGCUGUUGGUCUCGAGUGUGGUGCAUUCAAUGCGAUUGUAUCCGAUGGAAGAGGUGUUGACUGCACCGUAUUUGAUCAGUGACUGGCGACCAGACCUUAUUCAGAAUUUGAUGGACGAUUUAGUCGUUGUUGGCCAAAAAGUCGAACCAAUUUGUAAUGAAAUCGAAUAUUGGUAUGGAACGAAAUAUCGAUCGGAGCCAAUUUCCGAAGAUGUCAUCGAGGAUUGGAAGAGUUGUGGUCUAAAUGAAAAUUUGAGUUUUCCAAUGCCGAAUCCGUUCAUACCAACCGAUUUUGAGCUAUGCACCGGAGAAUCAGAAGUCAAGCCAUAUCCAGUUAUUCUACACGACACACCGAUCAUGCGAGUGUGGUACAAACAAGAUACCGAGUUCAAAAAACCGAAAACAAUCAUGAAUUUUGACUUCUCCAGCCCGAUGGCUUAUUCGGAUCCACUCAAUUGCAAUUUGACACACAUGUUUGUUCAGCUGUUCAAAGAUGAACUGAACGAAUAUUUGUACGAGGCUGAACUGGCCGGUUUGCGAUUCGGAGUGAGCAACACAUCAAAUGGGAUUAGUGUGAGUGGGCAACUACCUUGAGUCUAACGAGCAGAUUUUUGAAGCUACAUUGCAAUUCUCCAUUGCACAUAUCGCAAAAAAUCGUCAUUAAAAUUUGUCAACAUUCGAUUCAUUGACAUUUAGAUAUAAUCCAAUUUAGUAGAUGUAACUUGCCGGUUUCAUCCAUACCGGUUUUUUGAGGUCAAUGACUUGUAUGGAUAAAAGUGGGAAAAAACAUCUGCUCCAAUUAAAUGAAUAUAAUUAUAAUGAGAGAAGAAUGCAAAAAAAAAACGAUAAUAAUUAAUUAUUGCGGAAGGUAAUGUUUCAAGCAGACGCAUGCAUCUGUAUUGAAGUAACACCACCCGUUUACAUGAGUUGACAGACAAUGUGAUAAACAGAAAAGACGGCAAAGAAAAAAAUGUCAUUCGAAUUGCAAAUGAAAAAUUUCUAAGAAAAAAGUUGCCUUUGCUCUUUUUGUUUUCAAUUUUAAGUAGUCAUUGUAAUUUGAAAACUUCUUACGAAUACAUGGGAUCAAGCCAAUCAAAACUGAUUAUCGCUAUGAAGUUGCGAAAUGGAAAAAUAUAUCAAAUCGAAAGUGAGCAACCAUUUGAAGAUGAGCUUGGUGAAGGUGAGCAAUCAUUUGAAAAUGAACCUGGAACCAGUGGUGUAGUGAUGCCGGUCAAAUUUUUCAUUGCUUCAAUUGCAGGUAUUUUUAUAUUAUAAAAAAAGAUUAUAAUUUUAAUUAUAGAUCUAUUUUAUUACGUUUAUUGAUUAUAAUCAUAACAUAUAAAACUCUGAAUGAUUCUAGCGGUUGGAAACAUUUUUAUCUAUUGAAUAAAUAAGGAAAUUACUAAAUAUAUUGAAUAAAUAAGUUUACCACACACCACUGUAAAUUGAUUUCAAAUGUCGUGCGUAUAGAGUGAAAAUUCCAUUUUUUUGUGCAAAAUAUGUCAUUUCUCAAUGAACUUUCACACAAUUUACAAUCUUUUUCACUUCAAUCAUAAUUUUCUAGAACAAACAUGACAUUUUUUUAACCCAAUGAUUUAGGUUAGAAAGCAUACUUUUCUUAAACAGACAACGAUAUUUUAGCUGAAACGUUGGUAUUUUUAAAUUAAAAAAUCGAGUUUUAAGCUAGAAAAUUCAAUUUCUAACAAGAAAAUUGAUUAUAUUUACUGAAAAAUUCAAAUUCAGGAUAGGAAAAUUAUGUUCUUGACUAGAAAAAAAUUCAUAAGAUUUCCUGAAUUUCCUCGGUCAGAUGAGGGUCUAAUGAUAAUUCAAUUGAUUCGAAUCUACUUGUUUAAUCAAAUAAUUCUCAACUUUAACCAAACUAAAAAUGAUUAGAUGUAGUUUGUACAUUACUGCCAAACCGGUUUUCGCCAACAUAUGGCUCGCCGACUUAUGCUCUCGUAAUGUACAAACCAUAACUAAUUAGCAGGUGUACGUGACCAUAGCCCAUUUAAUUAAAUAGGUAUGUAAGUAGAUGCAUCAUAAUAAGCAUAGCAUAUAAAAAUGCAAUUAUACUCUUCACACACACACACGCACACUCACGCACGUGCGCGCAUACCUAAUUCCGCUGCGAUCGUAUGCAUACGUUCUACGCAUGUGCCAAUUAUUAACGUGAGAUGUACCAAAAAAAUCAAUUUAAUUGUGCAAUUAUCCUAUCAAUUUUUUUGUGGAAGCUAGACACAACUUCUUUUGGAUAAUUACGCAGAUGGAACGAAAGAAACAAACGAACAAACUGUUCAGUUUUUCUCUUUGUUUACAUUCUCGAAGCUUCAUGUUGUUGCUAUUCGCUUUCGUCAUUUGCUUCGGUAUUGAUCUGAUCAUUUUUGAUCAUUUCAACAUAUUAGUUAACAUCUCAUCAUUCAGUGACAAAGUAUGAGAAUUAGUCUACGGAAGGAAUUAAAGAAAGAAAGAAAAACAACAACAAUAACACAUGAAUUAACGUUAAUGCGCGACCGUGUCGUUGUCUGCUUUAGCAUCGACGGCAGCAACGGCAGCGAUAAAUGAACGUACGAAU
Messenger RNA from Sitodiplosis mosellana (orange wheat blossom midge), 3702 nucleotides. RefSeq names its product insulin-degrading enzyme-like. Gene Ontology annotation, cellular component: mitochondrion; cytosol. Gene Ontology annotation, molecular function: metal ion binding; metalloendopeptidase activity. The transcript has 5 exons. The record is from RefSeq and is a predicted model, not a curated record. The coding region runs from base 1098 to 1724 and encodes 208 amino acids. NCBI's taxonomy places the organism in Eukaryota, Metazoa, Arthropoda, Insecta, Diptera, Cecidomyiidae. Gene Ontology annotation, biological process: peptide catabolic process.